AUGCAGAACGAUGAUUAUAAGAUCUGCGUUGUCAUGGUUGGCUUGCCAGCGCGGGGCAAGAGUUUAAUCGCCGGUAAAGCUCUGCGUUACUUGGCUUGGGUUGGUAUCCCCGCUAGAAUAUUCAACGUUGGCCAAUAUAGACGUCAAGAUACACCUCAACCAACUGCUGCUUUCUUCGACACCUCUAAUCCCGACGGAGAACGAUUGCGACGAGCUGCCGCGGAGGCAGCGUUGACUGAUAUGCUACGCUGGUUCGCCAACACCGACGGUCAAGUAGCAAUUCUAGACGCAACCAACUCGACCAAGAGCCGCCGUAAAUGGAUCCACCGCACCUGUGCUGAGGCCGGGAUCGCAACUCUGUUCGUCGAAUCUCAAUGUGACGAUGAGGAGGUCAUCAUGAGCAACAUUCUUGAAGUCAAGACGACAUCGCCAGACUACAUUGGUCAGGACCCAGAGCUAGCUGCGCUGGACUUCAGAAGCCGCAUCCGCCAUUAUGAAAAAGUCUACGAGACGAUUGAUGAAGAUGAAAAGGAUUACGCAUAUGUCAAACUCAUCAAUGUUAGCUCUACUGUGAUCAUCAAUCAAAUUAAAGAUUACCUGUCCAGCCGUCUAGUUUAUUAUAUCCAGAACCUCCAUAUCCGACCUCGUUCGAUCUGGCUUUCUCGACACGGAGAAUCCGAAUUUAAUCUGCUAGGCAGAAUCGGCGGCGACGCUGACAUUUCUUCGCGAGGAGAACAGUAUGCCCGUGCUCUCCCGCGACUUCUCAAGGAGUCUGGCGUCCCUCCUGGAGCUAAACUGGUCAUUUGGACCUCCACUCUAAAGCGCACAAUUCAGACCGCUCGCCAUCUCGCACUGGAAACCGGGUAUGACAAACUGGAAUGGAAAGCCCUCGACGAACUCGAUUCCGGUGUCUGUGACGGACUCACCUACGAAGAAAUCGCCGAGAAAUACCCCGAAGAUUUCAAAGCUCGCGAUGACGAUAAAUACAACUACCGCUAUAGAGGCGGCGAGUCAUAUCGUGAUGUCGUUAUUCGGCUGGAACCCAUCAUUAUGGAGCUGGAGCGCAGCGAAAAUGUCAUGAUCGUCACUCACCAGGCUGUCCUCCGUUGUAUCUACGCCUACUUCUUGAACAUGUCUCAGGAACAGAGUCCCUGGAUGCAAGUUCCUCUCCAUACCCUUAUCAAGCUGACGCCCCGCGCAUAUGGCACGGAGGAACAACGCUUCAAGGCGAAUAUACCGGCAGUCUCGACAUGGCGUGGAAAGGGCUCCUCCGCGAAACACCAGCUUCCUGAAGAACAACAGCAUUAG
Messenger RNA from Paracoccidioides brasiliensis Pb18, 1308 nucleotides. RefSeq names its product fructose-2,6-bisphosphatase. Gene Ontology annotation, cellular component: cytosol. The coding region runs from base 1 to 1308 and encodes 435 amino acids. Gene Ontology annotation, biological process: fructose metabolic process; fructose 2,6-bisphosphate metabolic process. The record is from RefSeq and is a predicted model, not a curated record. The transcript is spliced from 3 exons. Gene Ontology annotation, molecular function: fructose-2,6-bisphosphate 2-phosphatase activity; 6-phosphofructo-2-kinase activity; ATP binding.